UCUCUUAUCUUUCUUUCAUUGUGCUUUCGUCUUCCCUACUGUGUUGUUUCAUCCUAUCUUCUUUUCAGAUUGAUUUAAGUAUACUUGCUAGAGUAGUUGAAAUGGAAGCAAACAUUCAUUUGCUCCUUUCAUUAUUACCAACAUCAUAACAUGACUUCCAUAAAAGUGUUUAACCACCUUAAAAUUCCCCUUGAUGAUAUUAAGUUGGCAACCAACAACUUCAAUGAAACAAACUACAUUAGUAGAGGCGGAUUCGGGAAGGUUUACAAAGGAGAACUUGUGCAUAGUGGAAAAUUGGUUAUGGUUGCUAUCAAGCGCUUGAAUCCGGCUCAUGGACAAGGUACACCAGAGUUUUGGAAAGAGAUCAUGAUGCUUUCACGAUAUAAACACAAAAAUCUUGUCUCACUCUUAGGCUUUUGUGAUGAGGGAAGUGAGAAAAUACUUGUGUACGAGUAUUUAUCCAACAAAAGCCUUGACAUGUAUCUGAGUGACACUAAUCUCUCGUGGAUUCAGCGUCUUAAAAUAUGCAUUGGGGCAGCUCGCGGUCUAGAAUAUCUUCACAAUCCUCAUGGGACCAUGCAACGAGUGUUACACCGUGAUAUUAAGAGUUCCAACAUAUUGUUGGAUGAGAAAUGGAACGCCAAGAUUUCAGAUUUCGGAUUAUCUAAAUUUGGUCCUGCUAACCAAGAGCAUACAUUUCUUCUCUCUAAUACAGCAGGAACACUCGGAUAUAUUGAUCCACUUUACAUGGAAAUGGGGUUCUUGACAAAAGAAUCAGAUAUCUACUCUUUUGGGGUAGUGUUAUUUGAAGUCUUGUGUGGAAGGUCGGGCUUUAUCAUGAAUUACGAUGAUAGACGAACAUUUCUUUGUAAUUUGGCGAAAAACUGCUAUGAAGAAAAGAAAAUAAGUACAAUUGUACCUGAUUUUCUACGGGAGCAAAUAGUACCAAAUUGUUUACAUACCUACGCCAACAUCGCGUAUCAAUGUCUGCGAAAAAAUCGUAACGAACGUCCAUCAGGAGCCUACAUCAUAAGACAACUUGAAAAUGCACUUCAGUAUCAAGUCAAGCCCUCAUCAAUAGUAAAGUAUCCUUCACUCUAUGGGAAUGAGUACAAUCUAAAGAAUGGCCGGGCAAUUGUUCGGACAGCCACUCAUGCUCCAGCCCCAGCUCGUUCUCAGGCUGUAUUUGGAGCAAACUCGCUUAGACCUCGAACAAAAACAACUUUCCAGUAUUUUGAUACCGACCAGAAACAACACAAUGUAAUAGAGGUUAUCAAGAUUCAACGUGCAUAUCGGUGCUACCGAAAAAGAAAACAAAUGGCAGCAGCGGCUCUCAUACAGUAUAUUUUUCGUAAAUGGAAAGCAAGAAUCGAUUAUAAGAAAAAACGUCAAGAAGUAAUCGACGUAAAUUCAUCCCAUCACCACGUUCGCACACAAUACGCUAAGAUAGAAGUUGCCGACAUGAAGAGACCUGUUGCAAAUAUGGUGAACAACGAACUUAGAAGAAGGCAUAUUUGUCAUCCGAAGUUGCUAACAUGCAUGUAGAGACCAAUCAUAAGCCGAAACAAUAUCACCCAUAAUUUCAAUCAGAAGAAAAACAACUUGUUGCUUAUUGCAGGCGUGGUUGCAUUUAAUUUGCGGUGGGUCUAGCUUGAUAACAAAGUUGCACCCAUUUUAGCCUUUCUUGUUUUUGAGUAAACUGCCAUUUUGGUGCAUGAGGUUUGGUCACUUUUUCCGCUUUAAUUCAAAACUCAAACCUUUUGAAUCUAAGUCACUGUGGUUUUAGUUUUGUUGCCAUUUUCAUCCAAAUGUAAAAUCAGCUCAAAUUUAUCAAAUAAAAUCCUGGUUUUUGUCCU
Helianthus annuus (common sunflower) is the source of this 1856-nucleotide messenger RNA. RefSeq names its product receptor-like protein kinase FERONIA. Bases 151 to 1545 code for a protein of 464 amino acids. The record is from RefSeq and is a predicted model, not a curated record. The transcript is spliced from 3 exons. Gene Ontology annotation, cellular component: plasma membrane; plasmodesma. Gene Ontology annotation, molecular function: transmembrane receptor protein tyrosine kinase activity; protein binding; ATP binding. Gene Ontology annotation, biological process: protein autophosphorylation. NCBI's taxonomy places the organism in Eukaryota, Viridiplantae, Streptophyta, Magnoliopsida, Asterales, Asteraceae.